This is a messenger RNA of Juglans regia (Persian walnut), 480 nucleotides long. RefSeq lists its product as uncharacterized. The transcript has 2 exons. The coding region runs from base 1 to 480 and encodes 159 amino acids. The record is from RefSeq and is a predicted model, not a curated record. NCBI's taxonomy places the organism in Eukaryota, Viridiplantae, Streptophyta, Magnoliopsida, Fagales, Juglandaceae.
AUGGAUCCCUUUGAGAGUAUUGAUCAUAUAGAAGAUGAAGAUUAUUUUGAUCACGAGGAGUAUAUGAUACAAGCAAUGGCCCUACAUAGACAACAACAUGCAGUCGAGGGAGCAUCUGCUUCACGUCGUCGUAAUUCUCAACCUCGUAUGUUCAUCCGACGUAAUCCAUUGGAAGUUGAAGCUCACGAUGAUUAUUUUGUCCAAAAAAGAGACGCUAGUGGGAGACUUGGAUUGUCCUCCCUUCAAAAGAUAACUGCAGCAAUUAGGAUGCUUGCAUAUGGGGUUACGGCAGAUCUUAUGGACGAGUAUGUAAGAAUUGGAGAAAGCACCGCACGGUUGAGUAUGAAGAAAUUUGUAAAGGCGAUCGUGUCAAUUUUUGGGGGUGAGUACUUGAGGUCUCCAACCAAUAGUGAUAUAGCGAGGUUACUAGAAGUCGGACAAAACCGUGGGUUUCCAGGAAUGUUGGGUAGCAUUGAUUAG